Molecule: messenger RNA, 607 nt
Organism: Silurus meridionalis
Lineage: Eukaryota; Metazoa; Chordata; Actinopteri; Siluriformes; Siluridae
Gene: pin4
Product: protein (peptidylprolyl cis/trans isomerase) NIMA-interacting, 4 (parvulin)
Exons: 4
Coding region: 120-503 (127 amino acids)
Biological process (GO): rRNA processing
Molecular function (GO): DNA binding; peptidyl-prolyl cis-trans isomerase activity
Source: RefSeq, a predicted model, not a curated record
AAAAAAAAAAAAAGAUGACCGAAAAAUGGGAUUCAGCACCACAUUUGGCAACCCGGUGAAGGCCGAGGCUGCUUCGCGUGCUGUUGCAAGGAGGCUUGUGAGCUAACUGCUAAUACAAUAUGCCACCAAAAGGAAAGGGUGGCAAAGGAGCAAAGGGUGGCGCCUCGGACAGUGGAGACGGAGACAAGAAGGAGAAGAGUCAGAAAGGAGGCACUGCAGUGAAGGUGCGUCAUAUUCUUUGUGAGAAACAUGGAAAAUGCAUGGAGGCUAUGGAGAAGCUGAAGUCCGGAGUGCGCUUUAGUGAAGUGGCAUCACAGUACAGCGAAGACAAAGCUAGACAAGGGGGUGACCUGGGCUGGAUGACCAGAGGAUCAAUGGUGGGACCAUUUCAAGAUGCUGCGUUCGCAUUACCUGUCAGCACAAUGGACAAGCCUGUAUACACAGAUCCUCCAGUGAAGACAAAGUUCGGCUACCACAUCAUCAUGGUUGAAGGGAAAAAGUGACCCUUGUACCCAAGUAGACCACAUGGCUCACCAAGUGUUUACUUAUUCAUGUGUUUUUUUUAUGGUGUAAAUAUCAGUUAAUAAAAAUAAAACUGAAAAAAUUC